This is a messenger RNA of Brassica oleracea var. oleracea, 1256 nucleotides long. Its product is annotated as F-box protein At1g22220-like. The coding region runs from base 130 to 1110 and encodes 326 amino acids. The transcript has a single exon. Gene Ontology annotation, molecular function: protein binding. The record is from RefSeq and is a predicted model, not a curated record. NCBI's taxonomy places the organism in Eukaryota, Viridiplantae, Streptophyta, Magnoliopsida, Brassicales, Brassicaceae.
CGUCGUCCCUUUCCUUAUUUAAACUCUUCCCCUUAUAGUCACACUCUCAAAACUCGAAGCAGACAUAAAAGAAACAAAGUGAAAGACACAAAGAGAGAAACUGAAACAGACCAAAGGUCAUAAACAAAGAUGGACGUGUUUGAUGGACUUCCAGAUGCGAUCAUCGUCGAUAUCUUGAACAAAGUUGGUGACGUCAGAACCUUACUUCGUUGUAGUUCCCUCUCAAAACGAUUUAACUCGCUCGUUCCUCAGUCCGAGUCACUCAUCCUCCGACUCGACCAGGUCGGCACAACCGAGUCACAACCCGAUUCUCCCGUCAGCAACAUUUUCACUUCCGUAUUGAAGUCCUUUCACGGUUUGUGUUCUUUAUUCUCUAAACCGGCUAAACCGAUUCCAAUCAAGAAUCUUUCUCCGAACAUCCCUUCCGAGAUUCUCUCCAAGUUUGACCGGGUCAAGAAUCUCGAAGUCGAGCUUCCCGGCGGCAAUGCAAGCCUCGAGAAAGGCGCCGCCGUCAAGUGGAAAGCAGAGCACGGUGAAUCUCUCGAAACAUUAGUCGUCUUCGCGUUUCGUUCCGCCUCCACUGAGUCUUCUCCGGCUUCUGCUUCUUCCGACGGCGAAUCAGACGCCGAGUUCGUGACUGGGCUGAAAACGCGCGUGAUGUGGACGAUAAGCGUUUUGAUGGCUGCGUCGAAACGUCAUUUCUUGAUGAGCCAAGUCGUGAAGGAGCACCAAGAGAUGGAGAGUUUGGUGAUACGCGACAGAGGAGGAGAAGGGACGUUGGUGAUGGGAACGGAGGGGCUGAGAGCGUUUCGAAAGAUGGAAGCGGCGCGUGGCGAAGCAGCAGUCGAUGAGCGCGUGGAGAAAAAUAGGAGUGUGGUCCCGAGCGUGAGGAUGAGCAUGAGACACGCGCCAUCGCUGAGGCUUAAGAGUGGGGUAUGCUUAGAAUCCGCGACGCUCGUGAUCGUAAGGCCGAGUGAGGGAUAUUCUGAUGUCGGAGAUGAUGAGCUGGCGACGGAGGCUUUCGCCGGGAAUUGUACUUGUACGUACGGUGAGGCGGUCGCCGCUUUGUUAAAGUGUAAGAAGAAUGCUUUAGAAAUGAACUCUUUUUAAGCUUUUGUUGGGCCUUAUAGUGGGUCUUGUGGGGGCUUUCUGCGUUUUUUCCAUUUUGUUAGAAAUGUUUUUUUCUUGUACGUGUGCAUGUGCUCGUUUUUUGUAUUAUAACAUAUCUUUGUUUUUUUUUUUGUCACAAAUCACAU